Messenger RNA from Porites lobata, 22081 nucleotides. NCBI's taxonomy places the organism in Eukaryota, Metazoa, Cnidaria, Anthozoa, Scleractinia, Poritidae. The record is from the annotation of a GenBank genome assembly.
CUGGAAAUGAACACGAUCAAAGAUGGCAGAUAAAGUUUAGGUGUUUUACAGGUAAGAAAUGAAUAAGUUUAUGCGGAGAUUUUCUUCAAAAUGUUGACUUAUUUUGCUAUUCAGAUUGUAUUGCAUUGAAUUUAGAGUUCUGUUUGAUUUCUAACCUCCUUUUAGGUGUAAAUUGUGAUGCAUUUUUAUAAAGCUUUCGUCAUGUUCGUAACUGCGCUGUCACAAAUAUUUCACUAUUUCACUAAACAAGUUCUUUAAAGGUGUGCUGUGUUAUUAAAAGGUUCUGUCAUCAAGCAGCACAUAACUCUGUCUUAUUUUUUAUUUAGGUUGAUACUUAAGAAUGGGCCUCUUGUCAGAUGUUCAUCAGCGCAAGAAAGUGGUGGAUAUUUUAGUCAAACAUUGCUCAAAAUUAUGGUACCAACUUUAGAAAUAACUUUUGUAAAUUUAAUUGUAAAAGCAAUCCGGUUGUAAGUGUGGGUGCAACAACGAUGGGGAAGUGAAACAUACACAAAAAUAUCAGGGUUAUUUCAUUUACUAUUUACUCCACCACCCCCCCCCCUCUCCCCCAACCCCAUCCCCCGAUGAUGACGAACGCAUGUCAGGUACAUUUUCUGAGGGGAUAUAUGUUCAUUGGUGCAUUUUUUAGCACUUUGGGAAUGAACAAUCAUAAUUGUAAAUAGAAGAUAUUACCUGGCCACGCGGAGGUAUGAAAUUUCUCUUUGAGCGUUGAAAAAUAUUUCACGAGUGAGCGCACCGAAUGAGUGAAAUAUUUUUUCAACACGAGAAGAGAAAUUUUGUAUCUCCCAGCAGCCAUGCAAUGUUCUAUUAAUUAUAUAAACACCAAUGAAAAUACCAAACCAUUUCACUUUAAAAGUUUGGUGUGAAAGGCGCGAUUUAUUAUGUAGCCACAGCAAAGGUAAUGUUUUCACAUGUGAAGAUAAUAUGUUAUUUUCACAUGUGAAGAUAUCAAGUUUUCAUGCACAAAAGCUCACCUGGUAUUUCAUUGGUGUUAAUAUAUAAUAAUAAUGAUCAUUAUUUUUCCAAUGAAACCUCUUUUUCAUGAGCCCCACCCACAUCUAACUACUGGUCUUUGGCUAAUGGCCCACUCAGUCCUUAGAAUCUUACUUACAAAGUUUUAUCCUUAAUGGUUCUUUUACAGUAUUGUUAGCUAUCUUGCUGGUAUAAUCUGGCUGUGUGCUCUGUCAGAUCGUGCAUUCAAUGACCGAGUUUAUUUUUCUGAAAAUGCUUUGUUGCCUGGACUGGUUGAAGCUGAAUUCAAGAGUCACAGACUUGCUUCUGAAUUGUUCAAAAAACUUUCUACAUUACCUGAAGCGGACAUGAGGUUUGUCUAUUUUCUUUAGCAACAUUUUUUUGGCCACUCAAUAAAACAAAGAAACUACAGAUGAAUGUAUUUAUCAUUCAAGUGUCUACUGUUCAGCAAUAUUAUCCUAAAUGGUAGUUAUUUGGGUGGGGUCUGGGUAGAGGUUGUGCUACAUGUACAGAGGUCUUUAAACCCCGACCCUGUUUAAGACAAAAAUAAUUUUUGUCUUUUCUUUUCACCACCUUUUUUGACAAGAUUUCAUAAUUUGAUGAUCCCGAUUCUUACAAAAAAAAAGUAAAAAAAUAAAUUGUCGGUACCGUACUUGUAGACCCCUUAUCACCAACCUUCACACUCUUUUAACUGUUAAGUCCCAAGAGUGACAAACAUCAAUUUCCUGUUACAAUAUUAAUACACAAAUCAAGAGAAUAGGUUGUGAGAAUUAACAAACUAAUCACCUGAGUGAAAAUGCUUUGAUCUUUUAUCAAAUUCUCUCAACUUAUUCCUUAUAGAAAUGUAUAGUAGACCAGUUUGGAGAAUUUGUAUGUGAAUACUGGGGCUUAAAAGUGUUAGAGGAUGCCUGUCCAAAAAGACACCUUGUUCAAGAUGCUAAAUACUGAAAAAUUGUGUACCCUGUUUCAACAUCCUUUAAACCCUAUUUUUUAAUUCUUGUAAAUUUGUCAUUUUUGAACACCUUUAUUCAAAACAUUUUCAGCAAAGCUGCAUCAGAGAUGAUUGCAAAUGCAAUGGAAAACAGCGGCCUGCAGACAUACCACCAGAAUUUUACAGUUCACAUGCCAUUUGCUGGAAUAAUGGAGCCUCAUUCAUCAAUGGGUGUUAAUAUUUAUGGAAUUCUUAGAGCUCCCAGAAUAGCAGGAACUGAGGCUGUGGUAAUCAGUGUUCCUUAUGAUCAAGGAAAUAAUAAAGGGGCAUUGGCUUUAAUGUUGGCAUUUGCUGACCACUGCCGAAGUAAGUUUUAAAUUUCUCUGUACCUGUCAUGACUUCACACAGCUUUAAUCCUUCAUCGGACUAAUAAAUUUUAGGAGACGAUAGUUGUUGCACGAGGUUAAGUAAAAUAUCGUGAUUUGUCAGUGGUGAGCUGAUCAAUUAUUUGCCAAAGCCGAUGGCUGAGACAAAUAAUUGAUCUGCACUUGAGACACUGACAAAUCAUGAUAUUUUGUGAUUACUGAGUAGUUCAAUAAUCAUUUGAUCACCAAGUUUGUUUUUUAAUGAAUAUCUUUGGGAAGCGAAGCAAUCUGCCAUCGUCACGCAAGAGCAAUCGCAAGCAGGAGAAAAGUGUGUUUUCAUUUACGCAUGAGCAGAGUAUUAUUUGCAGUGAAACACAGUAGGAUGACAUUGCCCAUGAGCGGAGCAUUAUUUGUAGGCAGUUAUUUGUAGGUCACAUGAUGGGCCCUUGGCCAAUGAAAAGGAUUAAAAAUUUGCAUCAAAUUAUAAUACUGAUUGUUCUCCAGUUUUUUUGGCCGCAUCACAGCAACUAUACUGUCAGUAGCACUUGGCAAUGAAACAGAUGUUUCCAACCAUUUUUUCACCUGUGUAUGUGUUUUUUGUCAACUGAUUUGGUAUAGACUGCAAGCGGUUGGCAUUCUAUCCUCAGAGCCAUGUCUCAAAAGAAAAAUAAGAGACUGCUUGCUGUCUAGAUUUGGUACUGUAUUGAGAUUCAAAAGCAUUUGACUCUCAUGGUUUAAAUAGCCAAAGUGUUUUCAAUUAACUCACUUGACAAAGCCUUUUUUUUUUCGUUUUAACCCCUGUAAAUGCAGCACCUCAGUUAAGAAAAUAAUUUUUUUAGCUUAACCUGAAUAAGAAUCAUUGUGGCUCAACUAACAAGCAAUCUCAUCUCUGAGCCAUUUUGUAAAAUGAGUUCCAACCUGUUGCAUGUGGAACAAGAAAGGUAUUUGCGCUGUCCGUUCUGUCUUUAUAUGUCAGCAAUUAGGCUGCAAUGAACCUGCUUAGUAUUGUAAAUAGUAUAUAGUAACCAUUUGCAAUAUUAUUUCAUUGACAUUUAUUUCUACCAAAAACCUUAUUGAAAAUAUUAUGGAGGGUUAUAUUGCAGUUCUGUUUAAUACUAUCUUAACUUCAAAGAAAUAAGUUAGUAACCAGGGCUUGCCUUUAUCUUUUAACCAUUUAAGUCCCAACAGUGACCAACAUCAAUUUUCUCCUAAUGAUACCCAUACAUUGUCAAGAGAUUAGGUUAUGAGAAUAAAUAAAAUGAUCACCAAAGGGAAAAAUGCUUUGAUCUUUUAUCAGAUAACUCAUUCUGUAAGGAAAUGUAAGGAGAUCAGUUUGAAGAAUUUGUAUGUCGAUAUGAGGAUGAGGAUUUGUUUGUGGCUUAAAGGGUUAAGGCAAUGUCACUUGAUUAAAAAGUAGUUUUUGUUUUCAUCCUUUCAAGCCUGUCUUGCUCUUUUUUUAUCAUUAUUCCAGGAAAAAGCUACUGGUCCAAAGACAUCAUAUUUCUAGUAACAGAUAAAGAUCAGUUGGGGAUGCAGGCGUGGCUUGAUGCUUAUCAUGGCAUCUCAAACUCUUGUAAGUAUCCAAGAGCUUAGCCUGCGUAGCGGGCACUAGGAAGUAAAUGGUUGCAAGAAAGUACGGGCGCUUGUUUUUUCUUGUGCCCAUUAUGUCCUCGCGCCUGCUACGCAGGCUACCAAGAACUUUACAUGAACUGAAGGCUAUCAUCUCAUGGUUCUGCAGAAAAUAUAGAGUAGAGAGAGAAAAAAUUAUUGUAGGCCAAAAAAGAUUAGAUCAAAAGGAGCAGAAAGCCGUUCACAUGGGUUAGUGUAUGUGGGGUUAGGUAUGGUUGGGGGUUUCCCACCUACCCCCAGAAACGUUUUUAUUUUAGGAGCUCUGAAAAUUGCAUUUCAGUCCGUUUUGAGCAGUCAUGAAAUUCAGCCAUGUAUGGAGGCAGUGUUUUUUUUUCACCAAUAUCUGCUCUAUUUUUUAUGAUAUGUUGUUUCUAUUUGAAGAAAAGUGUUGAGAAACAAAUACCACCAAUUUAUUCCCCUCUGAAAAAAUAUCUUGUUUGAGCACCCAACUCUUCUGUCUCAGCUAUAUGGCAAUUUUUGCCAGCUGCUGGAGCUUCAGGAAAAUCUGAUCAUCUUUUAGAGAACAUCCCUUGGCUAUGCAAAGGGAAAUACUAUGUGAAAUAAUGAGUAGAGUCGGCCUAUGUAUUUCCCACAGAUAUCUCUUCAGCUCCUCUGGAAGGACACUCUGGCUCUAUUCAGGCAGCACUUAAUUUGGAAUUUGCUGAUGAAAAAGUUAAUCUUUUUGAGAUUGCCAUUGAAGGGAUUAAUGGACAGCUUCCCAACCUUGACUUGGUAAACACUGUAUUUAGGUUGUGUCGCAAGGAGCGUAUCCAAGCCGCUUUACACACAGAGGUAAAUAACUUUACCUGAAUUAACACAUUUAAGCUCUAAUUUAGUCUGGGAACAGGCUCCUUGUUGGGUAUAAAAGGAAGAAAAAUUAGUGGGUCUAGUCCAUUGUAUAUAAUUGUAUUAAUACUUUAUUUUGUGAGUAAUAAUAUCUAUUUCUAAUAAUAAUGUAUUUGCAUAACUUGUUGCCAGGGAUAUCAUGAACACUUAGGGGCUUGGGGAGACUCUGUACAGUCCCUUGUUGCCAUGGUGAUGAUGAUGUUCUACCAAGCUUCUGGAAGGCCAUCCGGCAAUCAUGGGUUAUAUCACAGAUAUCGCAUUGAAGCUCUUACAAUGAGGGGCAGGGGUGAAAGUUGGGAAUAUGGGCAUGGAUUCCUGGAGACAGGAAAGUAUGUACAUAUUAUUAAUAAUUAUUAUUGUUGUUUUAUCAUUCAUUCACGGUUGUCAAACCUGUUGGCAACUUUAGGAGAUAAAGGGUUUUCAGUUCUACAAAUAUUCUCCAAAUAGCAAAUGUUGUCUAUCAAGUUGUCUUCUUGUUGUUUAUUUUGUGUUUUUAGCCAAACAUUUGCCUAUUUCUUCCUUGUGAAUCGAGUAAAAAAGUUCCACCAUUUUGUAUCACUCAAACAACUCAACUUCGUCUCGAGGUUCUCGGUGAACGGUUUUGAUAUCAAUAAUCUGGCAAUUUUGCUGCACGAUUGAUGUCAUUAGUUCAAAAUCACAAAAUUCUUCCAAAUUUGGUCAACAGUAGUUGGUUAUGAUGAAUUAUGUGUGUGAUUUUAGCCAAUCAGAAACAGAGACAUCUUUGGAAUGAAUAAUAAUUAGCAAUUAGUAUCACCUGAAGAAUUAUUUUGGAGAUCAAGGGGAGUGUUGCACUCAAUACCAAAAACAACUCCAACUUGUCCCCAGGUCUUCCUGGAUAACGGUUCAACAAUCUGUCAAUUUUGCUGCAUGAUUGAUGUCAUCAGGUCAAUAUCGCAAAAUUCUUCCUUUUCUUCCUUUUCUUUCUUCUUCCUUUGGUCAACGAUAACUAGUUAUGAUGAUUUUUGCAUGGGAUUUUAGCCACUCCAGCCAGAUGUCUGAUGUUAGGUUCUGUUAUCAGAUGUCUGAUGUCAGCCGUCUGAUGUCAGAUGUGUGUUGUCAAACGUCUAAUUUUAGACGUCUGAUUUCAGGUGUCUGUUGUCAGACGUCUGAUUUCAUGUGUCUGAUUUCAGGUGUUUGAUAUCAGAUGUCUGAUGUCAGGUUCUGUUAUCAGACGUCUGGUAUCAGGUGUCUGUGUUCAGACGUCUGAUUUUAGGUGUCUGAUAUGAGACGUCUGAUGUCAGAUUUCUGAUUUGAGAUGUUUAAUUUUAAAUGUCUGAAUUAGAUGUAGGUUCUCAGAUGUCUGAUUUGAGAUGUCUGGUGUCAGACGUUAUAUGUCAGGUGUCGGAUAUCAGACGUCUGAUAUCAGGUGUCUGAUGUCGGACGUCUGAUGCCAGGUGUCUAAUGUCAGAAGUCUGAUCUCAGGUGAUCAGACGUGUGAUUUCAGAUGUGUGAUUUUAGAUGUCUGUUGUCAGACGGCAGAUUUUAGAUGUCUGAUGACAGACGUCCUAUUUCAGGUGUCUGAUAUCAGACAUCUGUUUUUGUGUGUCUGAUUUAAGACUUCUGAUUUUAGAUCUCUGAUGUCAGGUUUCUCAUAUCAGACGUCUGAUGUCAGGUGUCUGGUUUACAAUGUCUGAUUUUAGAUGUCUAUUGUCAGGUUUCUGAUAUCAAAUGUGUGAUGCAGGUGUCUGAUAUCAGACGUCUGAUGUCAGGUGUCUUAUAUCAGAUGUCUAAUGUCAGAUAUCUGAUAUCAGAAGUCUGAUGUCAGACGUCAGAUGUCUGAUAUCAGUCGUCUGAUUUCUGAUGUCUGAUGUCAGACGUCUGAUUUCAGAUAUCAGAUGUCAGUAGACGUUUCAUGUCUGACGUCAGACGUGUGAUGCUUGUUGUCUAUUCUCAGACGUCUAAUGUCAGAUAUCUGAUCUAAGACGUCAGAUUUGGGACAUCUGAUAUGAGACAUCUGAUGUGACAUGUCUGAUCUAUAUUGUCUAAUGUCAGCUGUCCGAUAUCAGACGUCUGAUGUCUGCUGUUAGACGUCUGAUAUCUGAUGUUUGUUGUCUCAUAUCAGAUAUCUGAUGUCAAACGUCUGAUGAGAGUUGGCAGGUGUCUGAUGUUAGACGUCUGAUGCCUGAUGUUUAUCGUCUAAUGUCAGAUGUCUGAUGACAGACGUCUGAUGUUUGUUGUCUGAUGUCACACAUCUGAUGUCUGACGUCUGAUGUUUGUUGUCGGAUGUCAGGUCUGUCAUAUCAGUCGUUUGAUAUAUGAUAUCUGAUGUUUGUUUUCUGAUGUCAGACGUCUGAUGUCAGAUAUCAGAUGUGGGACGUCUGAUAUCAGACAUCUGAUGUAAGACGUCUGAUAUCAGAUGUCUGAUAUAUGUUGUCUAAUGUCAGCUGUCUGAUAUUUCACGUCUGAUGUCUGAUAUCUGAUGUUUGUUGUCUCUUGUCAGAUAUCUGAUGUCAGACGUCUUAUGAGAUUUGACUGAUGUCUGAUAUCAGACGACUGACAUCAGACAUCAGACAACUGAUCUUUGAUGUCAGACGUCUGAUGUUUGUUGUCUGAUGUCUGACGUUUAUUCUCUAAUGUCUGAUGUCAGACGUCUGAUUUUUGUUGUCUGGUGUCAGAUGUCUAAUGUUUGGUGUUGGUUUGGAUCGUUGGAUGUCAGACCUCUCAUAUCAGACGUCUGAUUUCAGAUGUCAGAAAUCUAAUGUCAGACGUCUGAUGCUUGUCUGAUCCCAGACGUCUGAUGUCAGAUACCUGAUCUAAGACGUCAGAUUUGGGACGUCUGAUGUCAGACGUCUGAUUUCUAAUGUUUAAUGUCUAAUGUCAGCUGUCUAAUAUCAGACGUCUGAUGUAAGACGUGUGAUGUCAUUUGCCUGAUUUCUGAUGUCUGAUGUCAGAAGUCUGAUGUCUAAUGUCUAAUGUCUGAUGUCUCAUGUUUGUUGUCCGAUGUCGGAUGGGUGAUGUCCGAUGUCUGAUGAAUUUUGUCAAAGAUAACAUCCUCAUAGCGAUGUUGUUUACCAAUAUUGUAGAGUCAAACGUCUUAAAUACGGACACCAAAGGGAACAAACCAAGUGUCCACCUUACAGAGGCGUCCGUAUUAUAGAGGUGUCUGUAAGGAGAGGUUAGACUGUAUUCUUUCGUCAUACCUUUGAAACAAAGAAAGCAUUGAAAUAAAUGAGUUGUUUGUGACAGGAGAGACUUCGGACAUCAAACAUGGUAAUCAAAAAUCAAACAUCGAACAUCGGACAUCGAAUUUCAGACAUCGGACAUGGGACAUCAAACAUCAGACAUUGGACAUCGGACUUUAAACAUCAGGCAUCGGACAUCGGCCAUAAGACAUCAGUUAUCAGACAUCGAAGAUCAAAGAGAAACUCGAAACUUCACAAAGAAUGUACGUGCUCAUAAACGUUUUUGCCACCCAGCAAUUUCGUAAAUUUCGAUGGCUUACAAGGAGAUGAAAAUUGCACAAAACUCUCAAAUAAACCAACACUUUUGACUUUUGAACAAAUUUAAUGCACUGUCAUCCUCAUAUCAAACGUCUUACAAGCUUGUGUGUAAAAAGUAUUAAGUAUUAUUAUUGUUGUUUCCUAAUUUUUUGUCCUUUACCUUUCACAUAGGGUCAUUGAAGGAAUUUUCCGCAGUUUGAACAACUUAUUGGAGCAGUUCCAUCAAUCAUUCUUCUUCUAUCUCCUUCCUGAGUCUCAUAGAUACGUGUCUAUAGGUCUAUACAUGCCUCCAUUUGGUUGUCUUCUAUUGGGCCCUGUUAUCAUGGCAAUAACUCUCUGGACUUUAGCAGGGACUGGACCAGAACAUGAACCAAAGGCAGACACCCCACAAGUGGGUGGGGCGACUGAGGAGGGAUCUGAGCAAGGACAGACCGAGGUAGAAAGCACAGAGGAAAAAAGUGAACCUUAUGAAGCAGACAAGGUUGAGGUGGAGGAUAAGGUUUGUUUAAACCUUUUAAGCACCAAUAUCACAUCCAAAUUCUCUAUACCGAACUCUAUAAAUUUCUUUGAAGAACUACUUGAGAGAAUUUGUUCAAAGAUCAAAGCAUUUUCACUUAGGUGAUCACUUUAUCAAUUCUCAUUACCUUUUCCAUGGAAUAUGUAUUGACAUUGUUAGGAGAAAUUGAUGUUGGUCACUCUGAAUGAGGUGCUUCGUCGCAGGCUAGAGCACAAGAGGUUUUCAACUCUUUAUCCACACUUUAUUCAACAACAUAUAGUACCAGGAGCCCAUCACCCGGAGCGAGCAACUUCCAUGGGCUCGUGUCACGUCGUUUUCACGGACCAGUUCAUUUUUAGAACGGUUUUGGCGCAAAUUUCUAGUUGAAUAUCUUUUAAGUUCCACAAACCAGUCAGCAAAACCUACAGACCUAAAAAUGAUAUUUUUUGCCUUUUAAUUACGUUUAGUUUUCCUUUUUUGUCUUAUACUUCGAAUGCGCUCAUAGACUUGUUGGAGAUUCUAUUUUCGCCGGUAAAAGUACUCUAAAAUGUGUCUAAAAAUAAACUGGUUCGUAAAAACGCCGUGACCGAUGCCUAGUAUGGAAGUUGCUCGCACCGGGUUAUGGGCUCCUGAUAGUACAAAGAAGUACAAAAACACAGUGUUGAAAAGGGAAAAAAAUCCUAAAUAUGCACUGCAGCACCAUCCUAGUAGGAAACCCCAAACUACGUGAAGCCCUCAAACAUGUACAAAAGAAAUUCAAAACUUAGCUUGAAAUCUAGAAGCCUUUGCCUUAUUUAAUCAAGUCCGCAACAGAGGAUGUUUCUCUGAUAUCACGAGGGAGACGAUUCCAUUCUGCAACUAUUCUGUUCAUGAAACUAAAUUGAAAUAAAUUAGUCCUUGAAUAGAAGGCCACAAGAUUUGGAGUAUUCAUACUUCUCAGUACACAUCCCCCAUUAACAUCCUCAGAAAGCUAACUCCUGCUCCCGUCAAUUAACAACUUUUGCAAACUCUUAAUUCAAUUUGGCACAGACGAAUACUUGUAACGAAUAAUCAAUAAUUUUCAAGAGCUUUUAAGGGGUUUUCGCGAGCAAACAGUUUAUAUGUUAACAUUGAAUUUACAGGUUGCUUUCUUACGACAUCCUCCCAACAUGGGAAUUGUAGUUCCUGUUGUCAUGGCAACGCAAAUGGCCGGCGUGUUGGUAUUUUACUCUCCUGAUCUCGGUUACAAACUGGGUAAAGUUACAGGGGUGGACCCAUUGCAGUCGGCCUAUGCUGCAAUAGCUGGUUCCUUUCUUUCAUUAGUGCUGCUCCCUUUGAACAGAAGGUAGGCGUUGUAUCUGUUAUGAUAAGAGACGACUACACGUACGAGAUUUUCUCACUACGAAGCUGUGUGCGCGCGUGAACCAGCGUCAUUAUCGCGGGAAAACGUCAUAGCCGUCGUCAUUCUACUGCAAGUUUAAGCGAUAAUAGAGAGCUUUGGAUUUGAGGACGAGAACGAGUAUGAGUACGAGAUUUAACUUUAACUUUAAUUUUUUACGUGUGUUCUCAAAAAAAAAAAGACAUCCUGGAAAGCUUCAUUUUACUUUUUUCACCAAAAAAGUUAGUACAGUUAUUUAUACUGAAGGAGGUUAAGCCCUCUCCCGAUAGUAAAAUGAUAAAACUUCUUACAUUUGAUAACUUGUUGCCGCCACUACGACAUUCUCGCUAAAACUCGUAGUAGAAUGACGACGGCAAUCACGUUUUCUCGCCAAAAUGACGCUGGUUCACGCGUGAGCAAUUACGGCGUUUUUGAGAGACGCACGUCAACCGGAAGUGAGGCCUUCUCCCUUUUUACAUGCCUCGACGCUAACAAAUUUGUAUUGCUAAGUUUCUUUUCUCUUGUAAAGACGAUUUACCCGAGAGUUUCAACCAAACUUAACUGCCCAAUGAUGCAAAAAGUCCACUUCCGGUUGACGUCCGUCGCUCAAAAACGCUGUUGCUUAAGCUCCCUAUUGAGAAAAAUUUCCUACUCGCAAUCGUCCUCGUCUCAGAAUCUAAAGCUCUCUAAUGUCGUCGUGGCGGAAACAGGUUAACAAGUGUUAGAAGUUUUAUCAUUCUGCGAUCGAGAGAGGGCUUAAUCGCCUUCAACAAAAGUAGCAGAGCUAACUUUUCUGGUGAAAAAAAAAAAAGUACAAUGAAUCUUUCCGAGGUGUCUUUUUUUUGAAAAGACGCAAAAAAUGUUUAAGUCAAAUCUCGUCUCCGUAGUCGUCCUUGUCCUCGAAUCUAAAAGUGAUGUACAGGGGAAGAUUCGACACGACGAUUUUUAGCGUAAUACAGCGUUGCAAUUUUGGAACAGUGUUGUAACUUUUCGAAACAAUGUCGCAACAAUGUUGAAACGCUGUGUUGCGCUAAAAAUCGUCGUGUAACAUCACCUCAAGGUCCUUAAUAUGUUGUUUCAGCUGAUCUGGUAUUGUUAAGUUGAGUUCUCUUUUGAGUAGCCGCUUGGUCCAAAGUCACGCAACGCUCCCCGUUGUCAUUUAGUCAUUAUUAGUAAACUUACGCAACAGGACGAGAGAGGAAAGAAGACGGCAAGCCUUGUGUGACAAUCGUGACAAUAAUUUAGUUUGAAAUAACUUUUUUCGCCAAACUUCACUUCUCUUUAGACAGACCUUUUUGUGAAAGACCAGAAAACAUUAAUGUAAGCGAGGGUCACGACAAAACACGCAAGUAAUAGCCCAACGUUUUGUCGUCCUCUUCACUUUUUGUCGUCCUGUUGCGUAAACUCAUAUUUAGGCCCAAGCGGCUGCGAAAGAGACUGUGUAGAAGGAGAUCAUUUGGUAAUUAUUUUACUCAAUCACAGUAGAAGUAAACAAUUCAAUGAACCAAUCAGAACACGAAGCUAAUACAUAAAGCCUGCGUAAACCGCGGGAAAAUACGUAUGACAAAGUCGCGAUUGGCUCUCAUUCUUCUUUUGAUUAGUUGAAAAAAAUUACAGCGAAGUUUUAGCCAAAAUAAGACGAUGUAUGAAUAGUAUUUAAUUACAGUGGAAUCCGAUUAAUACGGACACGAAGUGUUGUUCUUGAAACAUGACAAUCGAAUCCACGACUUUUCUUUGUCAUUUACUGAUGGUCUUAGCUUGCCACUCAGCCAGGUGGACAGAACCUUUAAAAGGUCAUUCGCCGUUCCUGAAAGGUUUUUUUGACAUUCAGUCAUGGAGAGUCCGUAGAUAAAUAAUGUCUGUAAAGCGGGGCUGACGAUAUGUGGGAGUUUGUGAAUCGGGAUAUAGGCAAUAUCGGGAUAUCGUUGUCCGUUUUAACCGGUGUCCGUAAAUAGCGGGUUAAUCUAAGAGAAAAUGAAUGAGCUGUUGGUCGGGACAAACGAAAUUGUCCGUUUUGUACGGGUGUUCGCAUUAAGUGGGUGUCUGUAGAGCAGGGUUCCAAUGUAUCUAAGACUGGUUUUCAUUUCUCUCUUUCCUUUAUCAAGGUAUUCUCGUGAUACGAACUCCGGUGAUGUGAACUCGAGAAACCAUCACAUGCUCAAGUGUGGAGCGUUAAUUCUGUUUUCUGUUCUCUUGGGAGCCAUGGCUGCUAUGAACUUCUCUCUUGCUUUCUUUGUGGCUGUGUUUCAUGUUCCUGUGUACUUAUUCGUGACUCCUACCCCUAGUAGGUAAGUUGGACGGGCCUCAUCCUCCUUACUUCGGAUCAUUAUACGUCUUUGGGAAACUCACCACCUACCCCUCCCCUAAGCCAACAGUAACGCGUACUCCUCAGUUAGGGGUUAAUGUUGGCUAAGGGGAGGGGUAGUUGGGCAGCGGCAACAGGCUGACGCCUCUAGACAUUUUAGGGAGCUUAGGCAACGACGACGGCGACGUCAACGAGAACGGCAAAAAUGCAAUAAGUUUAGAAUAGCAAAACAACAACUUUGCACGUGCAUCAUGCUUUUUUGUACAUUUCUUUGCCGUCAUUGCACGAAUACGACGUGAAAAUGCCUAAUUUCACGUUUUGUAGAGGACGUGAACACAAUACAACGACUUUCUUUUUUCUUUUCCUGUACUUCGAUACAGUCCUUUAGAAUUCAGCCCCGGAAAAAAAUGCCAACAUUUGGUGAAUUGAACGCGAGGGAAUAAGAGCGACAAAGUUUGAAGCAGUGCAACUUUACUUUUUAAGUGACGUUUUCGUAGCCGUCGCCGUUGUUGUUGCUUAAGCUCCCAAAUGAUAAUAUGAAGGCUCUGGCAGAAUUAGCCUGCGAAUACAUUGUCUCUCCUCACUCCAAGCCGGUACGGACUUUUGUUAUUUAUUUAUUUAUUUAUUUAUUUUACAUUUGCCACAUAGAAUGAAUAUUACAGAAGGAAAAUGACAAAUAUAUAUUUAUAAAAUAACUAAGAUAGUACGCCCGCUCUGAUUGGCCGAGAGGAGUGUUUGCAUGAGAGUAUGAAAACAUGGUUGUGACGUCGAGUGACGUCAAGAUGUUUUGCUUUUCGCGCGUUAAUCACGCAGGCACAAAUUUGAAAAAGUUUUUGAGUUCAAAACUGGACAAGUUUACUUUAUUCACCCAUUCUUUCGUCGGCUGAAACUUGGAACAUCUUUACAAACAAGCUGUGUCAAUUUUGUUUUCGCUUAAGCUGACAUUUUAAGCGAGAAAAAUCCGUAUUUUGGAAAACAUCUUUUUGCAAAACAAGAACUGAUUACGCGUGCAAGCCUUCGUGUACACGACUUUGCGACUGGUAAGAAGUGCCAUAACAAAGAGUUUUGCGUUUUCUCGGGAAAGUUAUUUUAUAAAAGCAACAGAAAACUUUUUUCGUGUGUUUGCAUAGCCUGAUAUAAACACGAGGGGGUUGGGAGAAUUCCCGACAGUUAUGCAAACCCUCGACUUCGUCUCGGGUUUUCAUAACUGUCUCGAAUUCUCCCAACCCCUCUCGAGUUUAUAUCAAGCUAUGCAAACACGGAAAACGUUUUCUAUUGCUUAAACAUUAUUUCCAAGGUUGCACUUUUGUAAUUAGAUAGAGUUGCCAUAUCAUGGUCAGGCGAGUUUAAUUUAUAGCUCUCUCGAAGAGGUAUUUUUUUAAUGAAGUCUUGAAACUAGAGUAACUUGUCAGUUCCGUAAGAUUAUGGGGAAGGGAGUUCCAUAGCUUAGGUCCUAGAUGGAGGAUUGUGAACUGUUUAAUGUUUGUUUUACAGAAAUAAGGUCGGUAGUUAUUAGCAUUGCGAGUAUUAUAUGUGUAUACUUGGCGACUAGUAACAAAGGUGGUGUUAACCGUAUGAGGAAAGAGGUUAAUAUGAUAUGAGUACAUAAAACACCCAACUAGCGGCGAGUAGUGAUUAGAGACGGCUAUAUAUGCAGGUUAUGGGAGAAUUGAUUAUUACCAAAUUUCGCUUUUUGAUAGCAAUGUUUUGUCAAUCAGGGUGGUCGGAGCCCCUCAUAUUAGUUAUUCUCGGGAAACGAUCGGAUUUUCCGAUGUUUCCCGAAUUUCCAACUGUCCCAGACCGCAGAAUUCUCGGUUGCAGUCUUCCCACCAGCUGCCCGAAAAAUUCAAAAUGGCUACCAAAGAAAACACUUUCCACGCAUCGAUAAGUAGCCCGCUGCAAUAAAGUAAUCUUUAUUCAUUAUAACAAUCUAAUUAGAUGUAAGAGCCCACAGUGUACUCCUAGUACUUAAUGGCUCUGCAUCUCAAUCUUAUUUUCUGUUUGCAGAACUCGUCGCCUCCUGCAGGCUCUUCUGCUACUCCUGGUAUCUCCACCAAUGGUUCUCUUGCUGCUGUUACUAGGAUACAAUACACUCACGGCAGGGAUCGACGACGAUUUCGCCUCUGUACUAUCAGCCACUCUCAUCACAUUCCAUCAAGCCGUGACCUCAUCAAUCCGAGAAGCCCACUUGUUAGGCACGUGGUCAUACGCUAUGACGUGUCUCGGUGUUUUGCCAAACUGGCUCAUGUUUUGGUGUUUAGCGUGGUAUUGAGUACUUGGAAAAGGCACUUUAGACAUUUUAUCAAAUUGUGUUUUAUUUUUUUGGAGAUGGCGAUGGUUUCGUGAUCAGUGCGUUACAAUAAGGUCGCUUAUAGCACUUGUAAUUGCGUGUAGCUAACCGGUCAAGUUGCCCGAUAUUUUGUCAGGUGUACCACACAGAAAAAUAGAGUUCACUAAAGAGUCUGUAAUAUAUCUCGUUCUUUAAACCACCAGGAGACCACACAAGCGGGAUGUUGUUUAGUAUGAUAAAAUUUUGGGCGACUUAACUCUGAUUACGGGCGACAUAACAUUGGGAGAGAUGACUUUCGGGUGACUUGAACGCCUAAUUGCGUUCUUACCGCCGUGUUAUUUCUCUUUAGACUAGAAAAUUUACUCUUUUAUCUUUUUCAACUCCUUGGUUGUUAAACGCAGACCGCAGGCUGCCUUGUUAAAAAGGCAGUCUGUCUAGCAAGUUUCCGGCGCUUCAUCUUUCAUAAGACGACACGAGUCCGACUUAGACACGAGUCCGACUUAUCAAAGGCGCGUAACCAGGCUUUUUUCGCGCAAACUGUGCAAACACUUGCCCGGUUCAUGUGUGUACACGACUCGAUAUCAUUUUCUGAUCAGCUCAAGAAACGCUUCGGGAUUCCACAGGUCCCGUGUAAACGAAAGGCGGAUAUGUGCAAGUUUUUGUCCGUUCAAAAAUUUGUCCGGACCCGUAUAAACUAAAACGGUGUCUCAGUUUCAGGAAAUUCAGCUUCAUUUAGCAUAUUUAGCGAGUUGCAAUGAACGCGAAGGACUGAGGCCUAAAGAAUGCGGAAUCAUUUUACUAAUCGCGCUGUAUUUGUUUCUAAACCUUCCUGUUAGAAGAAAUGAGAAAGACGCGUCUGUGGACCAUCGCUUUAUUCAGAGAGAUAAUUUUUUUUCUUACUUGCUUUACGAUACAACGUGCUAAAUUUGAACUUUAAACAUCAUGUAGCGGUUCUUUUUAUAACAGUAUAAGUUUUAGAUAGGUUUCUUUCGUUUCUUGGUGACAUGUUUAUAAGCAACCACAGCAUAAACUACACAAAUUCUUAGGUAUCUUUGUAUAUGUAAGGAUCGGAAUGACAAGACAAACGUCGUGCUUCUGCCGUGCUAAGCUGGCUCGACUGUAGCUCGACGGCAGCACGACAAUAGCACGACUUGGUUUCAGACAUCGAAUUUAAUUCAGUCGAAUAGAACGGCUGUUACCGAAAACAAAACACAAAAAUAAAGAAACGGUUUUGCAAACUUUUAAAUUUAUCCUCAUGUAUUUAUAAUUUAUGAAUUGUGUUCGGCACGGCAGUAGCGCGACGUUUGAAACCAAGUUGAGCUACUGCCGUGUAGCACGGCAAAGCUUGCCGUGCUACACGGGAGUAGCACGACAAACGUCGCGCUACCGCCGUGCUAAAGUCGAAUUUAAUUCGAUCAAUUUAGUUCGGCACGGUAGUAGCACGACGUUUGAAACGGGCCUAAGGUAGCUAGGAAUAAAGUACAGUACUUUGCCAUGGCUUUUUCCUCUUUUCAAGUCAGAGUUGUUAAGUAAAAUUUUCAUUUUUACUUCUUAUUGUCCAGCAAGUUUUCUUUGCUAAGUCUUUUCAUGACACAUGAAAAUUAUCACUUUUUCAUCUAUACUACCAGGAAAUUUUGACGGCAAAACUUGUUAAGAUCAGUUUGCUAGUGGAACCUAAAGAAAAAUGCGGUGCUGACCUUGUGCUGACCCAAUACGAUUUUUUUAUUUGUAGGAACAAUUCACUGCAAAAGUUUUAACUUAGAAAUAAUUAAUUAAUUGUAGCUCAAUUAUAUUUUUCAAAUGUACCCUUUCUAGUGGAAAAGUUUGAACCGACAGAUGUGAUUUACUUAGGUAGACCGAAAUGUCAUCGAAAAUGCAUGAACCAAAAGGUCUAUAAACGAUCCUUAAAGUUGUCUGGUUGACGAUACCCGAAAAGUUUUCCAUUAUAAUACAAUUGUUUUGUUUUAACUGAAGCUUCAUGGUACGAAAAAAAUCUCACCUUGCGAGUUCACCUAAAGACUCACACUUCGUCUCGGGUCAGUAUGACACAGUUCUUUACAAAACAAAGGUUUUUGUGCUAGACUCAUGAAUUCAAGUCGGGUUGCCCGAGGAUAAUUCUCUGUUUUUCAUUAUACGUGCGCGAUAGGGCGGGAGUUAUGCGAGCAUGAUCAGGAGUUUUUGAUGUAAAAGAGUAAUGAUGAAAUAUUAGUUUCAGAACUCCGGUUAUCCGGUCUUUUAAGCUGAAACACAAGAGCGAACCAAAAACGAUCUCUCUGACGUGAGAAAAUCAAAGGCACGUCCUCAACUGAAUGGGCAAAUUUUCUUUUUGCUUUACCCAUGGAAACUCCCAUAGAUCUAGCUCCUUUUAUCUGAACAAAUCACGACAGGCUUCGAAUUCAAACCAAUAAUUAAAGAUGAUCUACCAACUACGGUUCAGUUCAAGUAAAGAAAGUGCUUUGCAUUGUGAUGUUUUAAAAAGUGUCUCAUCAGUUUUGCUCAAAUAUCGCACCUUUUAUCGCGUCGCUUACUUCGUUUAUAAUUAGAGGUGGGUUUUGUUCGGGCAAAAUGAGACCCUUGGGGCCAGAAAUGUGAAAAAGCACUCCAUUUUAAUGAAGAAGAACUGUCGUCGCUUUUUAAAAUAUUUCGUGGGCCUAUAGUGUGAAAGUUUUCACACACUUUUCAUCGGACUUUAUUUUCCUUAGAGAUACGAGGGAGCAAACCACGCGAAUUGAAGCACAAAAUAUCGCCUCGCGCGAGAAAACUCUGACAUACUCGGUGCGACAUUCCACGCACUCAGGUUUUACGCUUAAAAUAUUAAAGGAACUGUUUCUGACAACUGUUUAAAAGUAUCUUUAGCAAAGGACUAGUGGUAAAGAAGAGUCCCUGAACUUGAAAACGUCGCGGCCGCGUUUUUCGAAUUUGAUAGUUAUUUAGCCUGUUCCACGCUCUCAGAUAGUGGGGAAGACGCGAAAGUGAGAGGCACGCGGAAAGUUGGUCCUCCCGUUUUUUUAUUUUUUCAUGUUUGCGCUUUCUUAAUUCAGCAGAUCCGACUAUCUCGGAGCCUGGAACAGGCUAAUAGUUAUUAGGAAAAAAAAUUGUUCGAAAAAGCGUAAUUUAUUUUGGUCUGCUCAUAUCUAGCUAUAUCUCGUGGAAUAAACUGAUUCAUGUGUUUAACUGUUUUGAAAUAAAUAAUGACUGCACAUAAAAAGUGAAUCUCGCAGCACUUUCGUUAAAAAAAUUCUUUUUAUAUAACAUUACUUAACUGGAAACAUUUCUGAUUGGAAACAAUUCCUCUGUUAAAAUCCUCGUUUUAAAAACAGAGUUAAUUUCAAGCAAUUACUUUUGAUUAAGUAGCUAAACACAGUUUAAAUAGCUCCAGAAUUUUUUAAGCACACUCAACUGAUCCUUUCGCUUUUGACUUGACGAUAUUGAUGUAAUUGCUUUGUUUUGCAGUUUAUUGUGAGAAAAAGUCUCACCUCUAGAAGUAGGAUAACAAACUCGCACCUUGUCUCGCGUGGUCAAUUUUUAAAUAAAAGAACCGGCUAUCUUUUGUUGUAGCGUUUAAUUAGUGAAUGCAAAUGUUUAUGCCUUUUGUAAAGCUUAGAGUUUAUAACGGGCACGCUUACACUAGCGCUUUCACUUGACGGCUCAACUUGCAAAGAUAGAGUAUUACACUAGCGUUCAUCAUGAAGUUUUACACGAUGCUGUCACUAAGCGUUUUGGUUUUGGCCCUUGCUCAACAAGUAUCCAGCAGCAGGUAAGGGGAAUGUUCUACUUUAGCCACCUAGAAGUGUGACUCGGCAAACAAGCGUGUAAGGAUGCGUUUUCGACAGAGCUUUGCGAAUUACGGGGGACAAUUAUUGUGCCUGAAAUUUGGAGGGGAAAGCCUCGUACACAAGUGAUUUUGUUGUUUUUUGGCAUCCGUGUUAAGAUUAUUUUCUCAAAUAUGAGCAUAGAUGUGUAUACAAAUCCAAUAGUAAGGUGUUUACAACAAUUCACAAAAUUUGAUGCCGAUAUCAGUAGAACUGAGGCGCGAAAACGAGCGAAUCUCUGUGAUAGUUCUUAAUGUACGCUGCGUAUUGCUUGUGACAUAGUGCGUAUCUUUCAAAACUUUUCUUUGUCGUAGAUAGUUUCGCAGAUCAUCUGACAGAGGAUUAAUGUUUCUUGCGUCACUCUGAUUUCUAGCAGAUGUUUUAAACUUUUUGCCCAAAUCGAGUCAACCAUUUCACACGUAGAUGUGUUCUCUGAUUUUGCUUCCAAGGAGCGGAUUUGGCGUGAAGCUUUUUUCGUACUUAGGUUGUAAGACAGGUUGGACCGCGAAACUGGUGCAUGAAUUAGAAGAAUUUUAUGGCGAAAUUUUGGCGCUUUUUACACGUAAUUUGGGAAGCAAUGAUCACGUUUUCAAGAAUUAUGCAAAGAUGGGAAAAGUGUCCUGUUAUUUGCUCCGUGUUUCAUCAAAGUUAGAGUUCUUUGAAAUUUGUUUUAGUCUUUAUCAGCGUAGUGACCUGUAACUUAAUUUGUUUCAGAUCCAGUGGUCUGGACAGUACUCUUCGACAAAAGGUAAGUUUGCAAAUAAAUGAUAUUGAACUCCUAAGGCAUCUGAUCAAGAACUAGCUAGAAUUUUGUUUUUGAACAGCUCUGCCUGAUAUUGACUGUAAUCUCGCUUUACACCAGUUUCGCUAUGUCCAAUUCACUAUGUUCGAGUUCGUUACCUACAUACUAGGCUAGAUUGAGGUGUUAUUUAAAACAGUUUGCGGAAAGCCUAAUAUUUAGCGAACCGGUGUUGCGAACUGGGAGGUAGCGAAUUCACUUGGUUCACAUUGGUCGAUAGGUUUUUGAUUGUUUAAUACGUUAUCACCCUUUGAAGUCGAGUUAACACUAUUACUUCGCAUAGUUUAGUUAUAUUGGAACGAGCAAUAUUCAUGCCGUAUCAGUGUUUUUCGUGUUCGCGCGCUAAAUAUAAUUCAAGUUAUCGAAGUUGUUGAAGAGUCUCAUUGCUUGUGAUUUUCUUCGAGUAAAUUAGUAUAUAUAAAACAAAUCUCUUCAGUUAUUCCAUUACAUUAUUAGAUUAUAUCGUGUACUAAUUAUUACCUUGUAAAUUUUUUUUUUUUAGAAUUAUCCCUUGUUACUGAGCAUUGUGAGAGAAGGAGGACGCCGCGGGUUGACGGAAUGUCGACGACAAUUUAAGACAGAGAUUUGGAAUUGUUCCCUUGGAAACAAGAGAGUGUAUACACAGUUGCCCAUCUUCGUUAACACAGCACUUCCUUAUGGUAAGUUCAUGUUUCAUCGUUGUAGUGCGUAAAAAUGAUGCUUAGUUUAGGACAAAAAAGGCGCAAUUAGGUUCGCAGCAAAAACUUUGAAGUUUGUCUCUAGCGUAUAAAGCAUACACCUUUGAACGAGUAAACAGAAUUAAGAACAGUCUUUUCUAUGACUUGUAAGUCCAAAAAGUUAGUUUUUGGACUGAAGACGUUUGUAUCUUUUUAUGUCAGAAUAUUGUUGUUUUCCAAAAAGAAACACAAGUCGUUUCAUUUCUAAUGUUUACCCGGUGUUUCGGGAGACGCAUGCGCAAAUGGACAUAAUCUCAUAAGCAACCAAUCUUUUGGUGAUCUGGCUACUUAAGAUCUUGAGCCUAGCUACCGCGUAUCUUUUGAAGUGGUGGCUUUUUAAAUUAGGCGAAGCAGUUGAAAAAGUGCGGGUUCUUUUUGUUUUCAAUUGGUUGAAUUGUUUAUUAUAUCCAUUAGAAAUGAAUGGUAAUUCUUGUGAUCUGUUUGCUCUCAUCAAUGUGACUUAUUCACGAAUCGCCAAAAUUUUUGCUCAACAACAAAAUACAUUGUUGUUGUUUUUGCUCCAAAUCGGUUCAUUUCCGUUUGAGAUGAAAUAAGAUGUAAAAACGUUCCGCUUAUUUUUUGCACCCGCUAGUGGAUCAAUAAAAAUGUUGAUACUUACUAAAAUUCUGUAUCCAGUGAGGGAUUUCAAAAUGUUUGUAGUGAAAGUUGCGUGUCAUUCACUAUUGGUCUAAAAUCAUACCGUACUUUGAUUCUCAAUAGAACCUUCUGCGCGCUCGUUCGGUUUUGAAAUCACGGGUAUAGUUUCAGACCAAAUUGUACUUCACUUAAUUACAAUAUCAUUAUGCACAUUUCUUUAAUUACAGCCACGAAAGAAACAGCUUUCCUUCACGCCAUCAGCAGCGCUGCAAUCACCCACGAGAUAACGCUCCAAUGUGCUCGGAACAAAAUUCCUGGCUGCAGAUGCGGGAAAACGAAAUCAAGGAAGCGGGGAAACGCUGACUGGCAGUGGGGCGGAUGCAGCGACAACAUGAAAUACGGCGAGAAAGAGACAAGACGCUUCAUCGACAAACUAGAGAAAGGAAAUGACGCACGUACAGCAUUCAACCUGCAUAAUAAUCAUUUGGGAAGAAAGGUAGGCUGGUAGCUUGAAAUUAUCUAAUAAAAAGUUAAGGGACGGUUGCUGGGAAAAAGUGUUAAAUUUUCAAUUUCCUUUCCGAGAAUCCGUAGACGGCUUUAAGUUAAUGAGGAGUUUGGUGCAUAAUAAUAGCACAUAACUGGUGAUCCUUGCGAUCUGUUUGCUCUCAUCAAUGUGAUUUAUUCACGAAUCGUCAAAAUUUUUGCUCGAAAUCGCUUCAUUUCUAUUUGAGAUGAAAUGAGAUCAAAAGCGUUCCGUAUAUUUUCAAACGGGCAAUUGGUUCAAUUCCACAAAAAAAUCAUGCUGUAUGACUUAGUUUGCGGAGCUGAUGGUUUUCGCGCGUUUUGUCUUAACAGGCUGUUCGCGCAAGUCUCCAGAGGAACUGUAAAUGCCAUGGCGUCACCGGAAGUUGUAACUUGAAGACAUGCUGGAAGCAGCUUGCCCCGUUUGAGAUCGUGGGAUCAGCGUUAAAGCAGAAAUAUCGCACAGCGACUCAAGUGACGUUCCUAAACAACAAUCUUCAAGAGCGAGACAACCGCAACCGCUACAGUCAGGUAACAAGAAAAGACCUCAAGCUGGUUUAUCUUGACUCGUCCCCAGACUACUGCGUUCGAAACAUGACCGUGGGCUCUCCUGGAAUGCUGGGAAGGACAUGUAGAAGUGACAUUGUGUCCAAUGGACAAUGCCAAUCGCUUUGCAAUUCUUGUAACCUAAGGCACCGCACAAAGGAACAUUCCAAACAGGUUAAGUGCAGAUGUAAGUUUGUAUGGUGCUGUACCGUUAAAUGUAAGCUUUGCACUGAAAAGUAUUCGCUCACAACUUGCGUUUAGUCAUUCUGAACCAAGCAAUUUUUCUCUCACAAGUUGUACUUAGUUUUUAAUAUGUGAUGUAAUGACUGAUAAGUUUUCCAUCAAGUUAAACUUGUACAUAAAUGCACAGUUACCGUUAAAUUCGACUUUUGAUUAGGUAAGAGCAAUGUAGCGACAAG